Molecule: messenger RNA, 1759 nt
Organism: Sorghum bicolor (sorghum)
Lineage: Eukaryota; Viridiplantae; Streptophyta; Magnoliopsida; Poales; Poaceae
Exons: 2
Coding region: 521-1423 (300 amino acids)
Source: RefSeq, a predicted model, not a curated record
ACGAGUAAUAAAAUACUAGUGGCACCAUGGUGCAUGGUGUACACAUCACCUUGGAAUAUCAGACCCUAAUCCCGAGCGCUGCACACGGCAGAUCGAUCACACUGCAGCGCAGUGCAGGCACAUCCACGCACAUGCCGAGACCUCGGUCCAGAAAGAUUAAAAACUAACCCAGGAUCGCUACCACUCGAAGGAAAGCCCAACCACCAAAGAUCAGCUCCUUCCGUUCGCGCUUGCGCCCCCGCAGGCGGCGUCGACGACUCACCAGUCACCACCGGACCGGACCACGACAUCCUCGCUUCACCCCUUCUUCUCACUCGCGUCACGGCGGUCAGGCUCCCGGCCUCCGCCUCCAUGUGAUGUGACUGCGUGCAGCGUACACGCGACGCUAGCUGCGGCACGCUAAAGAUCUCACCCGGCCCGCCGCUCGCCGGCCAAAAAGAGGAGGAAGAAGAAGCCGGACGGGAAGUCCCAGGCCUGACCUGACCGCCGGGCCUGAGGGGAGAGAACGACGACGACGACGAUGGGGCUGCUGUCUCACCGGGUGGAGCGGUCGGAGAUGAGGCCCGGCGACCACAUCUACACCUGGCGCGCCGGCUACACCUACUCCCACCACGGGAUCUACGUCGGCGGCAGCAAGGUGGUGCACUUCACGCGGAAGAAGGAGGCGGGCACGGCGGGGCUGGACUCUGCCAUCGCCGUGUCGAGCCUCCUCCUCUCGCAGGGUGGCGCCGACGAGUGCCCGACGUUCCCGGACUGCGGCUUCCAGCUCCCCGACAGCGGCGUGGUGCUCACCUGUCUGGACUGCUUCCUCCGCGGCGGCGCGCUCCACCGCUUCGAGUACGGCGUCCCCGCCGCCGCGUUCCUCGCCAAGCUCCGCGGCGGGACCUGCACAACCGCGCGCGCCGACACCUCGGACGCCGCCGUGCGCCGCGCCAUGCACCUCCUCCAGAACGGCUUCGGCGACUACGACGUGUUCGAGAACAACUGCGAGGACUUCGCGCUCUACUGCAAGACAGGGCUCCUCCCCGCUGCCGCCGCGGGCGGAGACGGCGACGGCGACGGCGACGGUGGGACUGGGACCGGGAUCGGGAUGAUCGGGAGGAGCGGGCAGGCCGCGUCGGCCGUCGGCGUGCCGCUGGCCGCGCUCUUCUCCACGCCGUUCAAGCUCCUGGCCGCCGGCCCGCUCGGCAUGGCCGCCGUCACCGCGGGCGUGUACUGCGCCGGCAGGUAUAUUACCGACAUCGGGGUGAGGAAGGACGUGGUGAAGGUGGAGGUGGAGGACCUCGCGGCGCACCUCGGCUGGCGCCGCGCCAAGGCUCAGGAGGCGGCGGCGGCGGUCAAGAAGCAGCAGCAGCAGCCUGAGAAGAAGAAGGCGGCCAAGAGCUUGCUUCCCCUGAAGCGGAAACGCGAGAUUUGCGUUUGAUUUGGUGUGUGUGAAAAUGCGAAUAGAUUUCGUUAUUAGUUACUGCUGCAUAGAAAUUAAUAAGUCCCAUAUAGAUAGAUGUCGAAGCGUCUUAGCUCUUGAUCAAGUAAGUGUGCUUUGAUCUAUAGUUAAUUUAGUUGAGCAUUGCUUUUACUUUGAGGUUGAUCCUUUUUUCAGAAGAAUUAGAUUUUGUUGGUUGUUCUUUGUACUCUGUAUCUGAUAUAGCUCAAGAGUUCAGUCAAAAUGGUUUGUCAGGCUUCUUCUACAGACUGGAGCUUAGCUCAAGAACCACCAUCUUCGUUUCUUCAUAAUUGCAACGAGCAAGAUAUUUGUGAA